This is a messenger RNA of Priapulus caudatus, 1826 nucleotides long. RefSeq lists its product as uncharacterized. Lineage: Eukaryota; Metazoa; Priapulida; Priapulimorpha; Priapulimorphida; Priapulidae. The record is from RefSeq and is a predicted model, not a curated record.
ACCGUCUUGUUUUCAGGUGCAGCGGCGAUGUACUCGUGUUACGUGUGCGCUUCCAGCGAUUUCAGUGGCUUACAAGUGAACAGCACUGUGGAUGGCAUCCUUGCGGGCUGCCCGUCACAGGCUCCUUGCUGCAAAGACGAGUUCGGUGGAAGUUCAACUGACAAAAUUGACAUAGCCCACAACUGCGAGUUUUGCAUCAAGUCGAAGAUCACAUGGUCUGGCUCCCGUGAUGAUAUUUUCUACAAAAGACUCUGCUACGAUAAGCACAUGGGCGGUGAAAUACAGAAGGUCAUCGUGGGAGAAAUUGAUGUAGACACAACACCGAGAGACAAGGUGAAGGAGCGUCUCAACGUGCUGGAGAAGCUUGAGGCGGGCGAGUGCAUCACCAGGACGACGGAGACGCCGCUGUUCAAGCAGAGAGACGAGUUGUGCGGCUGCAGGGGCGAUUUCUGCAACGGGGCGCUGGCACUGCGCUCCGGUCUGCUGGUGGCCGUCAUAGCCACUGCGGCAGCACUGUGCAUGUGAACAAUGCCGGGUAAACCUAGGUGUCUAUGUAUGGGGUCGAUAGGUGUAUGUCCACCAUAACCCCUCUUCUUCUUCUCCUCCUUCCACCUCACAUUGCCCCCUGCCCCUUGACCGAAUGGCUGCCUUUCCCCUUCUUGUCCCAACUACCGUUCAGUUAACCACUUUAGUACUCCACUUACCUUGGGAGCUGUUAUUUUGACUGAUUACAGGACCAGCAUCGACCCAUUGGUCAGCGAACUUGGGGCAAUUGUUUUCCUGUGUCAUCGUUAAAAAUAUUGAAAAAGUAAUGUAGUGGGCACGUUCAAUGCGCUUUCUGUUGGUGAAGAGGCACACAUGUCAUCUUUCUUUCCAAGAUUAAAUUUUUGGUCUCUUGCAGCAAAUAUCAUCUCGUGUACAUUCAGCCUAAGAAAGCUGAUAGUAGUGUGUUUCUACAGUGUUUCCCUUUCCAAAUGUUCACCGGACUAAUGUGAGGUGGUGCUCUGUAAACAGUUAAUGCGUCAUGUAGUUUUGAAAUCGAAAGCCAGCAAGUGAUGAGAGCGAAGUAAACAUAGAAGUAACGUAUGGCAAGGAGGUUUAAGCCUAGGUAGCAUGUAGCAACAAAAGUGUCAUUUUAAUACAUUUGUUGUGAAGCUGGGAAUGUGCAUGUACUUUACGUAAGCAAGUUGAUCUUAUCUGUAAUAAGUUGAAACUAAAGUGACUUCUAUCAGCUUAACAUUCUAAUAAGAAUCUCUGAACCAUGUGCAGUUAGCCAGUGUUAAUCUCACCUCUUUGUUUGUCAGUGCAGAUAUGUGUGAAAAUUGUUGAUAUAACCUCAGAGUACAGGAUAAUUGGGCUUAAUGAUGAAAGACAUUCAUCAAUGAUGACUGAUAUAAAAUUUAGUGACACGAAUUUGAAUUUAAUCCGUAAAGUAUUCUCCAAUUGUUGACAUAACUACUGAAGAGCAUAUGUCAAUAAAUAUUGGGAUAGAGCAAGCGCAAUGGCAUCAAAGGAAACAGAGGCAGACAGAAGUUGGUUGUUGAUAUCAGGAGUCUAUCAAUAUUGAUAGACUCCUGUUGAUAUGUGAUACAAUUAAAGAUGCUGAACUUGUUGGUGCUGUUGGUGUGAUGGAAUACUGUGUAAGUGUGUGUGUGUGUGUGUGUGUGUGUGUGUGUGUGUGUCUGCGUGCAUGUACGUGUAGAACAUGCAUGCAAACAAAUCUAUGUAAUGAUGUUACAUGUACAUACUUGUCUUGGAAGGUAUCUUCAUUUAUGAAGCAUAUAUCAUUCCCGUUUUUUUAUAAACAACCAAGCUGAAGUCAGUUG